CAUCGAUACCUCUUAAACCGCCGCACUGCGUGUCUUGACAGCCAAGCUGGAUUUUGGCGUCGUUCUAUCAUCGCAAGAACCCCAGCUUGGUCAUGUCACUUGUCCGCGACUUCCUUGCACCACCAUCACGACCUAAUGUCCCGCUGACCCGCGUAACGUCUGCCAAAGACCCCGACUAUCACCAAAACAACAGCCCCUCCACCCAGCCAGGGCCGUCCACCACGCUCACCGCGCGACCCGGCACCCGUCGGACGACAUCGCUCCCGCAAACCCCUGCGCCCCCAUACGAUGAGGACGACGAGUUCAACUCCCGUGCCAUACGCAGAUCCGCCGACAGGUCGCGUCUCUACCCCCCAGACGCCCGCGAAGCAGCGUCCCACUCGGUCUGCUCGACCGCGACGAGCACGCCCAUCCCCUCCCGCGCGCCGUCGCCGUUCCUCUACUACUCCGGAACGUCCUCGUGCGACUCGGACAGCGAGAGCGAGCCCGAGUCGCCGCUGCUCGGCGAGGUGGGGAUCCGCAGGCGGUCGGGUUGGCUUGAGGACGAGCGCCCGCGUUGGCGGCUGUUUCGCCUGGGUGCCGGGGGCCACGCCAACGUUCACGCCAACGGCGAGAUAUGGCGUCGGCGGCGGCGGCGGUGGAGGGACUUCGUCUGGGGGCUCCGUUCGUCCAAACGCCUCCUGCGCAGAUUGGUCCGACAUCCGUUCUUUCCCAAGACGCCCGUCACGAUUCUGCUCACGCUCCUUUUAUUCGCGAUCUUCGGCGUGUCCCUCACAUUCCUGCUCAUCUACAUCCUCAACCCAGACAAGGAGCCGUUGCCGUGGCGUGGGUAUUGCACCCUUCCACAACGCUCCGCCGGGCCGCCAUCAUUGUCGCUGUCCCCGACAGCAUUUCUCCAGACGCCUCUGCCGACCAACUUCUCGCUGCCGUCGUUCCCGCCUGACGGUUUGGACUCCCUAGCACCGGCGGGCGUGUUCGUUGGGGUGUUUUCGAUGGACACUUCGGUGGAGCGGCGGAUGCUGAUCAGGUCGACUUGGGCGAGCCAUGUGCGGAGCAGGGAAGGAGCAGGUUUUGGCGAUGGGGGCGUGGGGACGUCGCGGACGAUCGUGCGGUUCAUCUUGGCGCAGCCGCAGAAGGAAUGGGAGCGGCGGGUGAAGCUGGAGAUGGAGAUGUACAAGGAUAUGGUGAUCCUCCCGCUCACGGAGAACAUGAACGAUGGCAAGACGCACGCGUUCUUCUCUUGGGCCGCGAACCACUCCUGGGUCCCUCCGAUAUAUCUUGACAGCCACGACAAGGUCCCGACCAACUUCACGUACCUGAACGCUACCAAUCCGGCUCCCGCGUUGGCUCAGCAUGACCCUGUGUUUGCGCACCGGGAUCAACUCAGUGCUUCCCCUCGACCUUGGGUGAGGCCGGACUUUGUGGUUAAAGCCGAUGACGACUCGUUCGUGAUGCUCGCGGAGCUCGAGUCCCGGUUACGCGUCGAGUUGUACAAGGAACCCCUUCCCCGUCCUCCAUCGCCCCCAGUCCGCAGCCCUCAGUGGAGACAGCAGUCGCAACCGCGGGACGACAGCGGCGAAGAGCCCUCGGUCUUGGACUACAACCAGAUCGCGUCGUACUUCAAUUUCUCACUGCCGGCGUACGUGACGGGGUUCCCGACACUGGUCGCAUCUCGACCAACACCUGAGGAGCCGCCUUCGCCCGAUCCGCUCAUCUUCUGGGGCUACCUGGUCAAGAACCGGUUCAUGGCUGGAGAGCUGUACGCGCUCAGUUGGUCGCUCGUGGAGUGGGUCUCCAAGGACCCUCUAGUCAAGACGAUGACCCGUGGCGCCGAAGACAAGCAAACCUCGAAGUGGAUCCGCAUUCAUCCACGUGCGGGGCAAGUGCGGUGGACCAGCGAGCGCUGCUGGAUAUACGAUCAUCCACGCGCGGGUACAGUAUACUCCCACGGUUUCCUGUUCCCAUCUGAGAUGAAACGUGUGCAAGAGGGUGUCUUGCGAGACCUUCAGCGGCUCGCGCAGCAGACAGCUGUCGCCGAGUCGUCAGCGGUUGCAAACACGCUUCCGGGACAGCAUGUCGCGCCUCCGGAGAAAUGGACGCACUCGACCGUGUCAAAGUUCCAUGUUCGGUACUCGCCGCCCGUGGCUGACCUGAACUUGGACUACAGCGUCGAGGCCCUCGUCGAGGGCAGUGACAUGUCCAUGGUACACGAUGAUGGCUCGAUGACAGCCGACCUCGCAUGGCAAUACCGUGAAGGCCGACAGCAGCGCUAUCUGGGCCAGCGCGUCGGCGGGACUGUCGUCGUACACUUCAUCAAGAAGAACAUGUGGUUCCUCGAAACUGCUGCGGCACUGCUGCACGGAGAGGACGUGACUCCGCUCGAGCGCGCUCUGGGGCAGACGCGUAGGGCUCAACAGCAGCUGCGGACGGGCCUGGGCGAUAGCUCAGUGGACGGUGUUAUCGAGGCGGCGGAGGGGCAAGAUUCGUCGUUAUCAUUAUCCGUAGGGUCCCAGACGGAGACCUCCCCCACACCUCCGCCCCCUCGACGGAACUCUUUGGACUCGAGUACACAUACGAAAGCACGGACAAAACUUCGCAGGCUGGCGAGAGAUCGUACGGCGCAUUAGCACAGUACAGGGGAGACCUUCCAUCUAAUCUAUCCCCGGCGGCUUGAAUUUGGAUUCUACUUUAUCUUCGCCCUUGCAUACCACCAACCGUUCUGUCAUUACGUUCUGUGUAUACCUUGCCGCGUCCGCAUCUUGCUUUACCACCUUAUCAUUACCACGCCGCACGUCCGCCCAGUCCCCGUCGUACCAUUGCACUUCUGACGCUUACCAGUGCCCCGUGCCCCACGUCGGUGCACAGGCCACACACAUCUUACUGCUAAUAGGCUCUCCCACUAUUCAUACAUUGAAAUGCUCCUUGUGUAAAUUAUCCCCGUAUAUCUUCCGCCAUUUUCCC
Molecule: messenger RNA, 2961 nt
Organism: Dichomitus squalens LYAD-421 SS1
Lineage: Eukaryota; Fungi; Basidiomycota; Agaricomycetes; Polyporales; Polyporaceae
Exons: 5
Coding region: 93-2627 (844 amino acids)
Cellular component (GO): membrane
Molecular function (GO): hexosyltransferase activity
Source: RefSeq, a predicted model, not a curated record